This is a messenger RNA of Mugil cephalus (flathead mullet), 2825 nucleotides long. RefSeq names its product zinc finger protein OZF-like. Gene Ontology annotation, biological process: regulation of transcription by RNA polymerase II. Bases 70 to 1284 code for a protein of 404 amino acids. Gene Ontology annotation, molecular function: DNA-binding transcription factor activity, RNA polymerase II-specific; RNA polymerase II cis-regulatory region sequence-specific DNA binding. Lineage: Eukaryota; Metazoa; Chordata; Actinopteri; Mugiliformes; Mugilidae. The record is from RefSeq and is a predicted model, not a curated record. Gene Ontology annotation, cellular component: nucleus. The transcript is spliced from 2 exons.
GCCUGAUGAAAACUCGUAAACAACUAACGGUCCUCUCCGGUUUAUUCCUAAAGGACGAGCGUGGACACCAUGAACCAAGUGGAUUAUCUCCACCAGCUCGACACUGGGAGUCUGACUUUGGAGGAGAAGCUGGAGAUUAAAGGUCUCGGUGUCCAUCAGCCGCAGGAUGUCGGUAGAAACCAGACCACUGACGUGCAUCAGCUGAUCGUGAUUAAAGAAGAGUUUCCGUGGAGCCCCGGUCUGGAAGAACAGGACCUAUAUGUGAAGGAGGAACAGGAGGAGUUCUGGUCCAGUCAGGAAGGAGAGCAGCUUCAUGGACUGGAGGAGGCGGACGUCACCAGCUUCCCCUUCACUGUUGUUCAUGUGAAGAGUGAGGACGAUGAAGAGGAGCCUCAGUCCUCACAGCUUCAAGUACCAAACUGGAUCCAAACGGACAGAGACGCAGAUCUUCCAGAACCAAACAGUCAUUUUCAAACAAACACCGAUCCUGAGACUUCAGACUCUCCUGAAACCGACGUGAGUGAAGACGAAUGGCAGGAGCCUUUAUCAGAUCCUGGGUCUGACGCUGAAGUCACAGACGGGGGUUGGAAAGAGGUCGGACUUUCAGAGUCGGGUGUAAAACCAGAUGAGACGAGUAACGGAGCCAAGAAAACCUUCAGCUGCUCCGAGUGUGGCAAACGUUUCCUCUACAAGCAGUCGCUUCAACGGCACAUGACACACAAUUCAUGUUCUGGACAGAAGCAAAGUGAAGAUUCAGAGACGAGAGUCGACGCGGGAGAGAAAUCGUUCAGUUGUGACAUUUGUGGUAAAAGAGCCAGGAAUCAAUACAGUCUUAAGACUCACAUGAGAGUUCACACGGGAGAGAAACCGUACGCCUGCAACGACUGUGGGAAAAGUUUCAACCGGAAGGAACUUCUAAGGAAACACACAACUAUUCACACGGAAGAGAAACCGUUUACCUGCGACGACUGUGGGAAAAGAUUUAAACGGAAAACGCAUCUCGCGACACAUGCAACAAUACACACAGGAGAGAAACCGUUUGCUUGCGACGACUGCGGGAAAGGAUUUAAAAGGAAAACGCAUCUGGCGACGCAUGCAGCGAUUCACACGGGGGAGAAACCGUUCGGUUGUGACGACUGCGGGAAAAGGUUUAAACGGAGGACGCAUCUGAUGACGCACGUCACCGUUCACACCGGAGAGAAACCGUUCGGUUGCGCUGUUUGUGGUCAAGAGUUCACACAACCGGGAAGUUUGAACAGACACAUGAGGUUCCACAUAGUGUAGAAACGUAGCUAUAUUUGGUUUUGUUAUAAAAUUAUUCAACUUAGAGGCUUGAUUUCAUUUGGUUCUUUAAGUUUGUUUGAGACUUUUAAACACGUCGUAGAUGUGACUGAGUUUGUUCAUGAACUGGACGAUGAGCUAUUACCUUUUUUUCUGGUAUAUUAUGACUUUGUUUGGCACUUUGUUUGGAUUUAAUGACUCAUGCAGCUGCUCAUUAACAGGUUAAAGGGUAAAUGAACAUGUGGCCGACAUGAAGCACUUCACCAGCCACAAAGCUGAACGUAAAGUUAACAGAAGUUGACCUCAGAAUGAUCCAGUCUUGUAUUUUUAUUUCACUGUGUUAAAGUCGUGUUCUCCUCUGUUGCAUUACUUGAAGAAAUGAUCUAUGUUUGAGUCCUGUGACGGGCUGAGAACCUAUAACCCGUCUGUCGCCUGGUGACUGCUGCUAUAGGCUCCAGUAAAUCACAGCCCUACAGAGGAUACGUGGGAGCAGAAGAUGAGGUGAGAGGAUCUGUGUUUGAGGCGAAGCCUCGGUAGAAGAAUCGCUGGCUGAGGCGCUGGAUUAUGAACUAGGAUUAGAAAAUCAAGGCACUUGGAGAGAGAGAUCUGAUUUAUCUUCUUUAAUCAACACGAUUCAACAACGUGUGUGUGUGUGCGUCUGAAAAUAAAGAAGCGGUGCUAGCAAGAGGCAGAGCUUCCGACUUCUGAGACACCGGCUACUUGACUAACUCAGACUCACACGACACAUUUCUCGUCAAAGCAGAAACCAGAACAUUGAUCAAAUUAUCUGUAACUAGGGAGAAUAAACACUUACAUUUCCUCAACAAUGAAUGCACAACUAGGGAAACGUGCAAAAAGUCCACACCUGCUAAAAGCUUCACACUGUUCAUCAGAGUCUGGACAUGUCCCGACUCCACAGACAGAGUUCUGGCUUCCACCAGUAGAUGGCGCUGUUAGACUUUGACCUAUGGGUUUUCUCCCAGUCUGUGAACUUACAUGUGUUAUUAACAUGAGGCAGACACGUCGUGGUGCUUUGAGCUACGUCUAGUUUACAUGUAACGUGUAGGACGUACGGUACUUAUGCAGUUAUUGGUUUUAAAAAGAAAAAGUUUUGUGCCGGUGGAGCAGACGGUGCAGCUCAUAUUCUGAGCGGAGCAGUAAAUAUGAACACAUCACUGCUGUGUUGACCUCUCUUCAGUUGCUCCUGCUAACGUUUGAAACUGUAAAUGACGUUGCACCGUGUUAUUUGAAUGACCUGGUGACUCUUUGCCCCCAACGAACUGAUCUGUUCAGUGUUCACAAAGUCACUAAAAAGGCUUCAGCUUCCUGUGCAGCAGUGAAAUGGUUCCUGACAUGUUCUACUGACGGAUCAAAGCUGAGGUAAAGAUCCACUUCUUUACCGAUUCUUAUGAGACUUAAUGUGUUUUUUUUUAACUGUUUUUGUCGUUUUAGCCUGUGUUUUAUUUCUGAUGAUCUGUUUAAACUGCAUGUUCCUCAGUCUGAUUGAAAGAUCUUUAUAAAUAAAAUGAUUAUUAUUGAAGUUA